AUGGCUUCGACUCACAUCAUGCUGACUCGUGCAAUGGCAGCCGGCAUCGUAGCCCAGGGCGUCUUGGUUGCCGGGGCGAAUCUUUCACCUGUCGAUACCUUUUACCCUCCUGGACUCAAUAGCACUUCGUACAUCACCAGCAGCGGACUGGGCACAUAUGGAGGCAUCUACACAGCCCCUGCCAACGAGGCCUCACAGGGCUCGCCGUAUGGAGUGUACGACUAUUGCUCCAUGCCACACCCACGCGUGAACGGCUAUGAGUUGCCCAGUGAUCGUCAUGCCAAGCUGGUGUACUUGGAGUAUAUGCAGAGGCAUCAGAGACGUACCAUGUAUAACUUGGCCCCAGGCGGAGAGAAUCAACCGUUUGAUUGCUCAUCCUUUGAGGCCUACUUAUACGGCAGCCAAGCCCACGGUGCCAACGGCGUCCAAGCCUUUGCAAGCGUUUACACCGACCCGAGCAACCCUUUCGUAGAUGCUCUGCCGUACAUCAACUCAACUUGCUUUUUCCCUCAGUUGACCACUGGCGGCUUCCUCGACGGCAUCCAGCACGGCAAAGAUCUGUGGGCCUUGUAUGGCGAAAAGCUUGGCCUCAUCCCAAGUUCCCCCAACAAUAAAGUAUGGCUACGUUCGAGCUCCGCUACUCUUACCCAGCAGAGCGCUGGAGGUGUAUUGCGCGGCCUCUGGCCUCAUUACUCUGGUUCUGCGCCUCUUCACCAGCAAGCAGGUGUUGAUACUGUCAACAGCGGAUAUCCUUGCAAUGCCAGAAGCUCUAUUCUCUCAUCAAUUCAGUCUACCGAUGAAUGGAACGAGCAUCUCAGCGUCACCGCCGAGCUGAGGCAAUCGCUAGGAGACAUCCUCGGCGCCACCAGCAGCGCCUGGCAGAGCACAUUUGACCACUUUUCCGAUAACUUUCAGGCUCGCCUCUGCAACGGAUAUGAGCUCCCAUGCAGCUUUACCGACGCGUCCAAGUGCGUUUCUCAACAACAAGCCGAAGAAGUUUUCCGUGCAGGCGAUUGGGAGUGGAAUCAUUACUGGCGCAACAAUAGCUUGGUAACAAAAUACAUCCAAGUCACCGAAGGCCUCUUCAUUGGCGAAAUUGUUCGUCGUCUGCAGGCUGUAUCGGGCAAGACGCAGAAAUACGUCUACGCGCACACGUUCAUCCACGAUGGUGACAUUGGUCCCAUUUUAGGCGCUCUCGGGAUCGACCAGCUGAGGUGGCCUGCCAUGGCGUCCAACAUUGCAAUUGAAGUUUGGGAGACGACUGUCCAACAGAAGAAGGCUUACUAUGCUCGUGUGCUCUACUCGGGGCACACUUUGCGCAGUAUUCAUGGCAAUAUGGACUGGAUACCGCUGAACCAGUUGAUUGACAUUCUUCAAGUCUACGUGCCAGAGAAUAUUGUUGCGCUUUGUAAUUCGUAG
This is a messenger RNA of Trichoderma gamsii, 1419 nucleotides long. RefSeq lists its product as hypothetical. Gene Ontology annotation, biological process: dephosphorylation. The coding region runs from base 1 to 1419 and encodes 472 amino acids. Gene Ontology annotation, molecular function: phosphatase activity. The transcript has 2 exons. The record is from RefSeq and is a predicted model, not a curated record. Lineage: Eukaryota; Fungi; Ascomycota; Sordariomycetes; Hypocreales; Hypocreaceae.